Messenger RNA from Cuscuta epithymum, 971 nucleotides. NCBI's taxonomy places the organism in Eukaryota, Viridiplantae, Streptophyta, Magnoliopsida, Solanales, Convolvulaceae. The record is from the annotation of a GenBank genome assembly.
CCCUCUCUCCCUAAUUUUCGGCCAUCCCUCAUCCAGCAAGAGCAAGAGAGCUUCCACCUUCCUUCUCCAUUGUUGAAGAGAGCUCAACAAGAAGAAAUCCCAAGAAAAGGAACUAAAGUGCUAAAAGUGUGAAUAAUUAAGGCACUUGUAAAGGGUGUUUCAAGUGAUUUCACAAAGUUGGAAAAGUCGCCGGAGUUGUCGCCGGAGUUGACCAAAAGUCGCCGGAGUUUCACCGGAGUUCAACCAAGAAGGGUAGAACUUCAUACGCUAGUUCAAGGUUGAAGCUAGAGCUUGCUACUUGCACCUUCUCACGGGUGAUAUCAAAUCAGGGAGACGUGAAAUGGAGGGCAGGCGAAUGAGGACCAGGAACAAUCCGAGGGGGCAGGCGCCGGUAGCAUCCCAAAGGGGAAGCCGGGCUGCAUCUCGGGGUUCGAGAGGAGGCCGUGGAGGCCGUGGAAGCCGUGGAGGUCAUCAAGCUCAAACUGUGAGUGAUGGCCAUGUGAGCUCGGUGUAUGAAACCAACACCGAAGACUAUGACUCAACCUACGUUCCAGAGACGGAGCAUGAAGAGACCCCGUAUGAUGGGGGUGAUGCAUACACCGAUGAUGAUGAUGAAGAGAGUGAUGCCAAGUUCGCCCAAAUGGGCGAAUUGCUUGAGUGGUAUCAAAAAGAAAAACUGAGGAGAGACCUUAGGCGCCAAGCGAGGCGUGGCUCUCGUGGAGGUUCGGGUCAAGGAAGCCGGGGAGCUUCCGUGGCCACCCCAGCGGCGUCACAAGGUGGGCGUGAAGGAGGUUUUGUUGUGAGAAUCUCCAAGUACCUCAAGGAGGCUAGGGCCUUGGGGUGUAGGUCCUUUGACGGCACCGGUGACAUUACCGUUGCCGCCGAUUGGAUUAAGAAGGUGAAGGAUGCAUCAAGAGACAUGCAAAUCACACCGGACGUGAAGUUGACUGUCGCUUCACGGCUACUUGAAG